ACUAGCAGAGCCAAAGUCCGAGAAUAAUACACUUUCGCAAUGUGUGCACUUUGCUAGCAAGGGAAGGACUUUGAAACUGGCCAAAUCUGGGCGUUUUGCAGUGGUGAGGAUAACUUGCCUCGGUACUAUGGCAAGAUUCAGAAAAUCACCUUUAUUCAGUCAUUUGAGCAAGAUCCGGUAGUUAAAUUGCAUGUUGGUCGGCUGAAGGCUACAUCAAAUAAAGCCAUCAUCCAGUGGAUCGACAAGAGCAUGCCCAUUGGCUGUGGGAACUUCCGAGCAACAAAAUCUUCCGAAAUAUUCACCGACCUUGAUGUGUUUUCACGUCAGCUAAGCGCGGACUCAUCCGGAGAUGGAAAUAAUUACAGUAUCAUGCCAAAGAUAGGUGAUAUCUGGGCUAUCUACAGAAACUGGAGUAAUAACAUUGAGGUCUCUGAUCUUCAAUCCCAGACUUAUGAUCUUGUAGAAGUUCUUGAUGACAAAGCGGCGGAUUACAAGGUUUUGCUGUUGGCACCUGAUGGUGGCUUUAAGUUAGUUGACCGUGCAGGUUUUGGUUCAGUAUAUUUGGCUGCUACAGAACACUGGAUUGAUGGUGCUGAUGUGAGAUUCACAAUCCCCAAAUCCGAACUGCUCAGAUUCUCGCAUCAAGUUCCUACAUUGAAAGUAACAAGAGAGAUACAUGGAGCUUUGCAAGAGGUCUAUGAACCUAAUAUUGAUGCACUGCCUGUUAAUUUGAUUCUAUGACUCUGGAGCUGA
Molecule: messenger RNA, 753 nt
Organism: Camelina sativa (false flax)
Lineage: Eukaryota; Viridiplantae; Streptophyta; Magnoliopsida; Brassicales; Brassicaceae
Source: RefSeq, a predicted model, not a curated record